Messenger RNA from Colletotrichum phormii, 502 nucleotides. RefSeq lists its product as uncharacterized. The record is from RefSeq and is a predicted model, not a curated record. NCBI's taxonomy places the organism in Eukaryota, Fungi, Ascomycota, Sordariomycetes, Glomerellales, Glomerellaceae. The transcript has a single exon. Bases 58 to 309 code for a protein of 83 amino acids.
UACGGAGUAGUGUAUGAUGUGGGCGGUGUCUUGGUGGCAGGUGCUUCGGGCUGCCUGAUGCCGACCCGGCGAGGCAGAAGCAACCUCAUCCUCGCUCAUCUUUCUGUUUUUCUUCCGUGUCUCUCACACCUUCUUGCCUCUGCUGGCCCUCCGCUGGCCCGUGUCCCCCGUUCCCAAUGCCCAACGGCAGCCCCGAUCAUGCUUCUCCUUGUAGAAGGGCCGUUCAUCGCUUUUAUUCCGGAGAUUUGGUCUGGGCCUCCUCAUCUGGCCACGGCAAUGCCAUCGCAAAGCGGUAAAAUUAGCUCUUGAACUGAUCAAAUGAAGCAAGCAAGCAACGGCCAAUACUGUACAUGUUCAUGCGUAAAGAGUUGGGUAGCUCUCUCUUAAGGUAUGCUGGACUGCGUUGUGCACAUUGUUCGCCAUGCCAAAAAGCAUUGCUCCAUACAGGAAAGAGCUCAGCAUAGUCAAAAGAAAGCCUCGCUUCGCUUAGAGGUACACGCGC